Messenger RNA from Ictalurus furcatus (blue catfish), 708 nucleotides. RefSeq names its product calcium-binding protein 7 (gene cabp7a). The coding region runs from base 1 to 708 and encodes 235 amino acids. Lineage: Eukaryota; Metazoa; Chordata; Actinopteri; Siluriformes; Ictaluridae. The transcript is spliced from 5 exons. Gene Ontology annotation, molecular function: calcium ion binding. The record is from RefSeq and is a predicted model, not a curated record.
AUGCCCAUGCACCCCGUCACUUCCACUUUGAUGUACCGAGGGAUCUGCACCAUCCCGGACAUCCUCUCGUACGGGACACCGGUCAACCUACCUGAAGAUGAAGUGGAGGACACUCAUAUUUACUCUUCUUUUUUUUUUUUUUUUGUCUCUGUGCUUUUUGUCUCCUCAGAGAUUCGGGAAGCGUUUAAGGUGUUUGAUCGUGAUGGGAACGGCUUUAUCUCUAAGCAGGAGCUGGGCAUGGCCAUGCGCUCUCUGGGGUAUAUGCCCAACGAGGUGGAACUGGAGGUCAUCAUCCAGAGACUGGACAUGGACGGAGACGGCCAAGUGGACUUUGAGGAGUUUGUGACACUCCUGGGGCCAAAGAUCUCCACGGCCGGGAUGCCUGACAAGUUCAACGGCACAGAUUUCGACUCCGUGUUCUGGAAGUGCGACAUGCAGAAGCUCACCGUGGACGAGCUGAAGCGUCUCCUUUACGAGACGUUCUGCGAUCACCUGACCAUGAAAGACAUCGAGACCAUCAUCAUGACGGAGGAGAACCACAUCGAGAACCCCGAGGACUGCCAAGUGGAUAUCGACUCGGAGAGUCCGACACAGCAGGUGAAACAGACGUGCGUAAGGAAGAGUCUGAUCUGCGCCUUUGCCAUCGCUUUCAUCAUCAGUGUUAUGCUCAUCGCGGCCAAUCAGGUGCUCCGCAGUGGCAUGAAAUAA